AUGAUGUUGGUUCGGCCCCCAUGUCGCCGACUGGCCCCGGAGUCUCCCCUAAAAAGGACAGAUUCCAAGCGAGACAACCUGGGGUUGAUGGCGUUGAUCCCAGAUAAAUUUGGUUCAUCAUCAUCAAACAAACGCUUCAAAUACAAAAAUCUUUAUGACCUGGUUAUUACACGAAAAAUACCGGAAAUACAGUUAGAGGGGAGGCACCAAUCACACAUGUACAAAAAAACCCAUACACAAAAAUGGGAAAAAAACACGUGCUCCUAGUUGUCGAAGAGAUCCCUAGCUUAACCUAGCCUGGAUUGUGACUACCUUUCCAAAAGAUUCCUAGUCCUGAUAUCCUGAGUGCUAAUUAGCUAACGACUAGAACUAACCCUGGGGGCGCCUUCCAUCUAAGAAAGAAAUUGUCCCCGGCCAACAUGGGUAAAUUCCAAUGAAAAACUAAAUCCAAAAAUCUCAAUCCAAAAAAACAGAUGAGUAAACCCUAGUGUUCAAAUUGAACGAAAAACGAGAUCCUGUGGAAUAACAAGGGAGAGCGGGAAACCAAGGGAGCUCAGCUCAACCAAAAACCUCUACAUUAACCGAGUUUGCCCGUCAAACAACCAAACAAAAAGUUGCGACUGAGGAGACUCUUCCCUAAAAAAACCUUUCCAUUCGUUUCCCGCUCUUUUUUUAACGAAGAAACAAAAAAAUUUAAAAAAAGAAGAUCAACAAAAAAACGAUUAGUUUUGACCGCCGCGACGAGGGCGCUUCCUCGUCCCUUUGGUUUACCCCUUGAGUGGUCGUGCAGCGCGGUUGCUCGCAACUGCACUGGAAAAUUCCUUUUUAACCUUUCUUUAAAAUCCUUUUUGUUUUCCUUUUUGUUUCCUAAGUUUCUUUUAAAAUCCUUUUGAUUUUCCUUUUUAUUCCCUAAGUUUCUAAUUCCUGUUACACUUUCAGUCUGAAUUUAGUUUUCGAAUCCACCUAAUUGUAUGAGUCAAAGAUCGCAAAUCGAAUCUUCCACAAGGACCUUUUUUUCCUUCCUUGACUCUGGAAGUCACAUCAUUUUUCAAGAGUGGCAACUCUUCAGAAAACUCUUUGGGGAUCCAGUUUGGCAGUUUUCUUCUCCUUUUUUUUUCAAAUGUGCACUCGAUUAGUCAUUCCUGUCACACAAACGCUUCGAGCGGCACUAAUCGUUAUGCGAAAAAAGGGAAAGAGGGACUGCCUUAAUGAAGACUCAUCAAGGCGCCGAAUGUCCUUCCAAAUGCGUUUCGAAAUGUCCUUCAAAGAAAUGAGCCUUGGCGUUCAGGUUUGGCCGGCGACGUUGGCAAUUUCUUCGGGAAGCAGUACCAAAAUGCCAAGGAUCUGUUCGCCAACGAUCAGACUGUGGGUUUCAUUUUCUUUUCUCAUUGUGAAUAAAGGUUGAAAAUUUUCCGUUGCCAAAACAAAACGAGAAAUUUCGAAUUCAGAACAAUCGGCUUUUGAGGGGUCUGAGGCUGUUGUUCAAAAAGCUUUUUCUUCUGAUUCCCAGAAAAUUCUCUUGAUCACUAGAGGAGCAUCUUCAAAAAGUAUUUUUGAAGGGAUUUUCUAGGAAAAAAAUCUAGAAAUAUCGCAAUAAAUUUGUAAAUUGACGAAAAUAAAUUGUUUUAACAGUAUUCCUGCCCCUAUAGUGCUCACUAAUAGCUCUAAAAGUUCAUAAGCUCUACCCAAAGCUCUCGAGGCUUCUAAAAUGACUUCUUAAUAUUAUAAAAACCUUCAAGCUUCUGAUAAACUUCUAAACUGGCCUGAUAUUUAAAAAAUCAUCCCAAUAAGGAGCCAUCAUAAAGUCAGAAAUAAACUUUUUUUUUUUUCCAGAUGCUCGAGCAGAACAUCGAGCGCGUGAAAGGUCUUCUCACCACGAUCAAGGAAAAACUUCAGGUUAUUUUUUAAAUUCUUGAUUCUCUGCAAGUCCAUUAUAGGAUAUGAAAUUAGAAAGACUAAUUUCUGAAUUUUUGCAGGUUUUGAGCCCAAUCGCCUCGGACGCCCAGAAGGCCACCUUGGCGCAGGUUGACGCCUUCUCCACCAAGGUCGACAACUUCCAGAAGGAGGUCUGUUUAUUGUCGAGUGGAAAAAGCGAAGAAAUAAAUACUCGUCGCGGAGCAGUCAACAGCCUGGUUGUUGUUUUCGCUCAUCGUGGCGUCCGGUUUCCUUCGUGAAAAGACGGAUUUAUUUUAUGAUCAACACACGAAAAAACGUCCAUAAAAUCAGCUAGGGUUUUUUUUCUUAAGGCAAAAGCUUAGAGAAAAAAAUGUUUAUAUAGUAGAUUUUUGAAAAAGUACCAGAAGUACCAUUUCGUUUGAUACUGUCUGAAAACCUCCAAAGCGCAAAGCCUCUUAUCUGUCGCGUCAAGACCCGAAAAUUCCCAACUUUUCGCUCUAAAAAUCUUUUUUUGGGCGUUAGAAAGAUUUUUAAUGAUUAAGGUACAGCAAGAGAUUCUGAAAAGAAAAUUACUUUUUCUUAUCUCUUUCGUAGCCUUAACGUAACCUUUUCAAAGAAUCCUUAGGAACGCCAUAGUGGCCCCUAUAGGGGUGAUGUGGGAAACCAGCCCCUGUAGUGGACAAAAAGCGAUAUCUCUACUUUUUGUUGAUAUUUUUUUCUUAGCGAUGCUUAUUUUCAUAGCUUCAUAAAAAUAAACGACCAGCAUGCUUCCCUAGAGUGGCCAUUUUUGCCAGGCCCCUAGAGGGAAUUUUCUAGGGCCCUAUAGGGACCACUCUAGUGUUCCUAGCUAGAAAUAUCUUACGGACUAAUUCAAAUAGUUUGAAUCGGAGGAAGAGCGAAUUUAUAAAAAAAUUUCAAAGUUUAAAAAUACCCAUUAAUUUUUCUAUCUUCCCUCCGUCUCUUUUCCGCUUUUUUUUUUGAAACUCUCUUGAGCCAAAAGAUCAGAAAAACGUCUCAAAUUCAAAAAACCCUCUCCACUCACCAACAAAUCAAUUCUAGUUCCUUUCUCCUCUUAAAAAUGCAUCAGAAUCAGAAGAAAGACGAGGAUGGAAAUUGUUUUGUGGGUGCAAGGAAACAAGCGGUGGUGGCGGGCAAUUUUCCUUGCCCUGGGGGAGAAGGCCGUUUCUGCCGCUCCAAGGAGCAUUACCCGCGCAAUAGUCUGCUCUUUGCUCCCUUGCAAGCCAUCCUCAAGUCUUUUUUGCCAGUAAAAGCAAAAAAAAACUUCAGAAGAAGGGGACCAAUCAUUAGUUCUGUCAACAUUUUCGGCUGAAAAGCUGCCAUUUCCUAGACUAGCUGCUGCCUUCAAAAUAAGCACACAAAUACAAAAUAUGAUGAAAAUAACAAAGCACUGGGUAUUGUUCCCUAUUGAGAGAGGAUUGGCGAGGGAUUAACACACUUUCGCCGAAAUAACUCAUUUUUUUGGGUAAACAGAACCUUGGAAGUUUUAGCUUCAUUAUUAUUGGUAAGCAAUUUUAAGUGGUCUUUAUAGGGCUCAAGUUGUACCUUGAAGUUAUCCCCGAAUCAAUAAAGUUCGGUAUGAAACAGUGGAAAUUAUGGAAAGUUCUAUUUUAAUUCUUGCUUUGUUGAAAAAACGGAUGACUUUUCUAAUGAGAACCUGUAGAAGUCCUAAGUGAUCCCUUAAAGACUUUGCAAUUUUAGGAACUUUUAGAAAGACGCAAAAAAUUUAAAAAAAACACUGGAAUGUUUUAGAAACGUGCUAGAGCCCUCAAUUAACCUUUUUUAAAGAAAAAAAAAUUUAGAAAAUAUUUUUCUUCAUUUUCUCUCGAAUAAAAGUGGAAUUUUUUCGUGAAAGCUGGAAAAAGUCUCAGUUAUUUUUAAAGGGUUUAAAGCUCAAAGUGGCCCCUGAAGUGAAAAGAAACCCGGAGAUUUUUGUCCAGCAUUUCAGUAGAGAAAUGCUGAUUUUCUCCUGAAGUUCUCACCCUUUGUCAAUUCAAAGAAUGCCCUGGGCAAUAUUACAUUUUUCUGCUAUUUCUCCUAUUUUCGUCUCCAAAAGUUCUACUUUUCUUCUAUCCGUCUAUAGGAGUGGCUAUAAAUAACCUAAAUCGAGCCGAAUAACUUUUUAUGUUGGAGUUAUGGGUAGAAGGAAAAAAUGCCAUAAAUUUGGUGGGAUAUGACGAAAAAGGGGUAAAGGUUCAAAAAGCACUUGAUUAGAUUUUAAAAGAGUUCAGCAGAAAAUUGGUGAAGAAAUAAAUUAUAGAAAUUGAGUUUUUUUAAAGAUUUGCUCUUAGUUUUUUUUUUUUGAACUUUAAUUUUUCAAUUUCGCACGGAAAAAAAAGAAAAAGACGUAACUGAAACCGUGAGAAAUUCAAUCUCUGGCUUAAGAUAACAUAUGCUCCAAGGUUUAUCUGGACAUGUUUACAGUCAAAUUUUAAAAGGACUAAAAAUGAAUCUGUAGCUAAAAAAUCUGCAAACCUCUCGGGCCUCUUUGAAGCAACUCGGAGCAUGUUUAGUUACCCCUUUAACGGCGUCAGAACCCUUAAGUGAUUACUGUAAUUUCUCAGAAACAUCCGGUUUGAGUUAGUUAAGUCCAAUCUAGUCCACAUUAAUUAAUUCAGACGAUAAAAAAAAAGUUGCAAUACCUUCAAUAACACUGAAAAUGGCUCGUCGUUGCAAGACCUUUGAGAGAAAUUUUCCAUGCUCCUUUAAACACCCCAUCGAGCUGUUUCGACCAAAGUAUAACACAGCGAAAUCGAUACAUCUCGUUUGGCAGAUCGGUUGUUUUUCGAUUUUGAGACGGGACAUGUUUGAGGGGACUCCAAAACACGCACAAAGAACGGAAAGCGAGAAACUUCUUCCCGCAGUUGUUUGGAGGCGAAAACACCACUGUAACCUUUCUUAUUUCACAGAGGGAGCCUCGCCAAAACAACACGGUUGAGGCGAAACGACCUCGCUUUUUCAAUUUCGGACAUGUCCUUGAAAAAAUGAAAGAGCGCGUCUAUUCAGGGAUCUAUUAGAGACUAGAAAUAAAUAUUAAUUCAAUCGGAAAGUUUCAGGUGCGACAGGAAGGUGCCGCCAAGUUCGAGGAGAACAAGAGCAAGUGGGAAGCCAUGGUCAGCGACAUUUUCGACAAGAACGGCCUCGGCGACAUCGUCAAGCUCAUGAACUCGGGAUCCAUGUGAGUUUGAAAAAUAAGCAUUUAGGCAACAAAAAAAAAACUCAAAAUGACCACCUCGCCUCUUCAUUCAACGGAGAAAAAAAAAGAUAAAAAAAAGAAAAAGCGGUUCAAAAUUCCAAAAAGGAGAUUUUGCGUGACAUUUUCAGGAAAAUUCAAAAAAACUUGUUCAACUUGGCCUUUGAAAAUGAGCUUUUUCAGCUAUUCUGUCUUUUUUUCAAAAACCUUUCUGGGGAUGAAACGCCUAUUGAAGAAAGUUAUAGUAAAAUCUUUCAAUCUUGAAAACAAAUAUUGAAACUUGAACCCAAAAAAUAAAAUAUCAUUCAGGUACUCCUUCUCGGCCGCUCUCCUCAUCCCAAUCGCCUACAUGUUCUUCAACUAA
Caenorhabditis auriculariae is the source of this 5471-nucleotide messenger RNA. The record is from the annotation of a GenBank genome assembly. Lineage: Eukaryota; Metazoa; Nematoda; Chromadorea; Rhabditida; Rhabditidae.